Auanema sp. JU1783 is the source of this 1605-nucleotide messenger RNA. Lineage: Eukaryota; Metazoa; Nematoda; Chromadorea; Rhabditida; Rhabditidae. The record is from the annotation of a GenBank genome assembly.
AUGACUUCCAAAAUCAGCCGUUUGUUGGAGAACUUUCAAGACGUUCAGAAGAAAAAAUGUGAACGAACAGGUGAUAUCCCAUCAUGGCUUGAGGGAACAUUAGUUCGGAACGGACCAGGAAUGUUCAAGUUUGGAGAUACUGAACAGAAGCACUUGUUUGAUGGAAUGUCUUAUUUAUGUAGAUUCCAUUUUGAAGAUGGAGAGAUGUUCUAUUCCGCUCGCUUUUUGGAAUCAGAAGCCUACAAGGCCAAUAUGAAAGCUCAACGCGUUAUCCGCGGAAGCUUUGGAACUGUUAGCUUCCCUGAUCCUUGCAAAAACAUUUUCCAAAGGUUUUUCUCUUUCUUCUCAAAACCUGAAACUUCUGAUAAUUGUGGAGUUUCUUUCUGUCAAGUCGGUGAUGGAGUCUAUGCGGUCACCGAAACUCCUAUCAUGACUAGAAUUGAUUUGGACAGCUUGGAAGUUCUAGAUAAAGUUGAUAUGAGAAAAUAUUUGACUCUCCAUACUUACACUGCUCAUUGCAAUGGUGAUGAGGAGGGAAAUGUUUUUAACAUUGGUAGUUCCUACGGAAAAGAUAGCGCAUACGUUUUUGCCAAAACUCUCAAUCCACUCAAACAUUCUGAAACUGCGUCCUCCCACUCAACUGAGUUAACUGAACUCAUUGGAACUCUUAAAGCGACUGAUCCUGGCAUGCCAACUUACUAUCAUUCCUUUGGAAUGUCCGAGAACUACUUCAUUUUAUUUGAGUCACCUCUCCGACUGAGUGCUCUAAAACUUGGUUUCAGCAGAGCGAUUUACAAUUCAUAUAGAGAUUGUAUGAGUUGGAAUGAUUCCAAAGGAACAAAUGUGUUGUUGAUGAAUAGACACACGGGUAAAGCACUGGACAUAAAAUUCAAAGCUCCUCCAUUUUUCACUUUCCAUCACGCUAAUUCCUUUGAGAAAGAUGGUUUUGUUGUUGUUGAUUAUUGUUAUAUGAGAAAUCCGGGAACGUUUGAGGAAUUAGAACUUCGAGCUCUACGUAGAAUUGAAAGUAGCUUUGGAGCAGACGAUAAUACCAAGAUGUACUUACACCGAAUGAUUAUACCGUUGUCUGUUGAUGAAACAGCUAAAGUAGGAGAUGAUCUACUAAAAAACUGCUCUUUCGCUGGCACUUGUCAUGCUUACUUGAGAGACGAGUCAACCGUUUUCCUCGAGGAUAUGAGAAUGUGUGACUUCAACUUCGAGUUCCCUCGAUACAAUUUUGAACAUUUCAAUAUGAAGGAAUAUAAAUAUGUUUAUGGAAGUGAUGCCUUAUCUUUCAAUCAAGAUGUCACCAUUGGCGUGGUUAAAGCUGAUGUAACCGGAAAUGGAAACCAUAAAGUAUGGAAAAAGCCAAAAAAUUCGCAUAUGUGUGCUGAACCUGUUUUUAUCCCACAUCCUCAGCUGACUGAAGAAGAUGAUGGUAUUCUUCUUGUUCCUGUGAUGACGAGCGAAGAUGGCGAUAAUCCGUAUCUUGUCGUAUUGAAUUCAAAAGAUAUGACUGAAAUUGCAAGAUUCGUAAUUCCUGAGUCUCGUAUUCCAUUUGGUUUCCAUGGAAUAUAUAGCGGACCACGCAAAGCUGAAAAAUAA